This is a messenger RNA of Cucurbita maxima (winter squash), 4037 nucleotides long. RefSeq names its product histone-lysine N-methyltransferase ATX2-like. Gene Ontology annotation, biological process: regulation of transcription by RNA polymerase II. The record is from RefSeq and is a predicted model, not a curated record. NCBI's taxonomy places the organism in Eukaryota, Viridiplantae, Streptophyta, Magnoliopsida, Cucurbitales, Cucurbitaceae. The transcript is spliced from 25 exons. Gene Ontology annotation, molecular function: protein binding. Gene Ontology annotation, cellular component: nucleus; chromatin. The coding region runs from base 344 to 3649 and encodes 1101 amino acids.
CCACGCACUCUGCUUAGUCUAUCUCUCUCUCUCUUUGGGGCUCUGCGCACGGCGGGAAAAGACAACUUUUCCUUUUGCCCCAAAACCUCCCUCCAAAAUCAAAAGCGAACAUCUCCAUCGCCAUCCGAUUCCCUCCAAAACCCUAAUUUUCACAACCCCAUUUUCCAUUUCUCUUGCGAACUUCUGUGUAAUACCCCCUUUUGCUCUCAGCUACUUCCCUUGAUUGCCGCUAUUUUUGGGGGUGUUUUGUUGCCGGAGGGAGCAGAAGUGGUCGGAGCUUUUGCUCUCUCUCUCUCUCUCUCUCUCUCUCUCUCUCUGCGUUUCUCUUUUGCUUUUCUUGUCAAUGGCAUUUCCUCUCGAGCAGCGGCCAAAGCCACCGAUUUUAGACGGGGAAGAUGGAGAUGAUAUCAAUAUCGAUGUUUAUAAUGCUGGGACUCCGAUUCGGUACCUUUCUCUUGAUCAUGUCUACUCCACUACGUCUCCGUUUGUUAGUACAAGUGGGUCUUCGAAUGUAAUGUCCAAGAAGGUGAAAGCCCGGAGGCUUCUGGUGAAUCACUUCGACGAUCUUAAUUUCAAGCCGCCUCGUUUGCUUCAUGUCUAUUCUCGCCGCCGGAAGAAACCCCGCCAUUCGUCUGUCAGUUCGUCUGUGUACGACUCUUUGGUUGAGGAGGUCGAAUUGGGCUCCAAAACUGUUAUGAAAUCUGAAGCUUGUGAGAUUGAUGAGAUGGUCAAUGGUGUGGACGAUCUUGUAGGCGAAUUCGAAGUUGAUAGAACUCCGAAGAAGAAGAAGAAGGAUAACUUUGGGUGCAACGAGCUUGUUAAAUUGGAGGUUAAUUCCAGUGUUAUUCGUGCAAUGAAUGGUCCUAGGUUGAGAGACUGCCGUACUCAUAGCAAUAACAAUAAAAAUUCUGGACGGAGAAAGAAGCGCAAUUCUUCACAAAUUUCUGAGAAGACUAUGUUCAAAUCUCCUACUGCUAAGAGAUGGGUCAGGUUAAGUUUUGAGGAUGUAGACCCGAAAGUGUAUAUUGGAUUACAAUGCAAGGUUUAUUGGCCAUUGGAUGCUGAUUGGUACCAUGGUCGUGUUGUGGGUUAUGAUUCAGAGACUGGUCGUCAUAAUAUUGAAUAUGAAGAUGACGACAAAGAAGAUUUGGUACUUUCAAAUGAGAAAGUCAAAUUCUAUAUUUCUGGUGAAGAGAUGCAGUCUUUGAACUUGAGUUUUGGUGUCGAUGGCAUAGAUAGCGAUGCUUAUGAAUACAAUGAGAUGCUCGUAUUAGCAGCAACCUUGGAUGACUACCUGGAACCUGAACCUGGGGAUAUUGUUUGGGCUAAACUUACUGGUCAUGCUAUGUGGCCAGCAAUUAUAGUGGAUGAAUCACUCAUUGGUGAUCGUAAGGGCUUAAGAAAUAUUUCAGGAGGUAGAACGGUCCCUGUUCAAUUUUUUGGUACACAUGACUUCGCAAGGAUUAAAGUAAAACAGGCGAUCUCAUUUCUCAAAGGUCUUCUUUCUUUUUUCCACCAGAAAUGCAAAAAACCACACUUCAUUCGGAGCCUAGAAGAGGCAAAAAUGUAUCUUAGUGAGCAGAAACUUCCGCCAAGUAUGCUACAGUUGCAAAAUGGAAUUGAAGUGGAUGAUUUUGCAAGUGCAAGUGGAGAGGAAGAAGGGACAACAGAUUCAGGGGAAGAAUGCCUGAAUGAAGCAGGGAUGCCUUGUCCACCCAAUGGAUAUGGAUCUUCUCCAUUUAUGGUUGGGGAUCUGGAAAUACUAAGCCUUGGAAAGGUCGUGAAAAACUCUAAAUAUUUCCAGAAUGAUGGGUCUGUAUGGCCUGAAGGGUAUACAGCUGUGAGGAAAUUUUCUUCUUUAACUGAUCCCAAUGUCCGUACUUCAUAUAAAAUGGAAGUUUUGAGAGAUUUUGAAUCAAAAUUUCGACCUUUAUUUAGAGUAACGUUGGAUAAUGGAGAGCAGUUUAAAGGAUCCUCUCCAUCUGCUUGCUGGAAUAAAAUAUACAAAAGGAUGAGGAAAAUACAACAUAUUUCUGAUACUUCUGCCGAAGUUAAAGGGGAAAUUGUCUACAAGUCUGGUUCUGACAUGUUUGGUUUCUCCAAUCCAGAUGUGAAGAAACUCAUCCAGGGGAUAUCUAAAUCUGGACUUUCUUCUUCAAGAUCAUUGGGCAAAGUAGCCUCCAAAAAAUACAAAAAUUUUCCCAUUGGUUAUAGACCUGUUCGUGUUGAUUGGAAAGACCUUGACAAGUGCAGUGUCUGUCAUAUGGAUGAGGAGUAUGAAAAUAACCUCUUCUUGCAGUGCGACAAAUGCAGAAUGAUGGUCCAUGCUAGGUGCUACGGAGAACUAGAACCAGUUGAUGGAGUAUUAUGGUUAUGCAACUUGUGCCGGCCUGGGUCUCCUGACUGUCUUCCACCGUGCUGCCUCUGUCCUGUCAUUGGAGGUGCAAUGAAGCCUACAACUGAUGGACGCUGGGCUCAUCUUGCUUGUGCUAUAUGGAUACCUGAAACGUGUUUAUCUGAUGUUAAGAAAAUGGAGCCUAUUGAUGGUCUUAAUAGAAUCAAUAAGGAUCGUUGGAAGCUGUUAUGCAGCAUCUGUGGGGUCUCUUACGGUGCUUGCAUUCAAUGUUCAAAUAAUACUUGUUAUGUAGCAUAUCACCCUCUUUGUGCACGAGCUGCUGGUCUUUGUGUUGAGCUUGAGGAAGAUGACAGGCUCCAUUUACUUGCUGCGGAUGAUGAUGAAGAAGAUCAGUGUAUUCGAUUACUUUCCUUUUGCAAAAAACACAGGCCGCCAUCUAAUGAGCGUUUAAUGGCUGAGGAUCGUAUAGGGCAAGCUGGACAGCAGUGCUCUAAUUAUACUCCACCAUGCAAUCCAUCUGGUUGUGCUCGUACAGAGCCUUAUAAUUACUUUGGAAGAAGAGGGCGCAAAGCACCUGAAGCCGUUGCUGCAGCAUCCUUAAAACGCUUGUUUGUUGAAAAUCAACCUCAUAUAGCUAGUGGUUAUUCCCAACACUUGUCAUCAGGAAACUUAUUGCCUUCCAGUGGAGUCCUAGGCUUGAAGUUUUCUCUUCAACAUUUGAAAACCUGUCAGCUUGAUCCUCAAAACAUACUUUCUAUGGCUGAAAAAUACAAAUUUAUGAGGGAGACCUUCAGGAAAAGACUUGCUUUCGGGAAGUCUGGGAUUCAUGGAUUUGGAAUCUUUGCUAAGUAUCCACACAGAGCGGGAGAUAUGGUAAUCGAAUACACGGGAGAAAUUGUAAGACCUCCCAUUGCUGACAGGAGGGAGCGGUUCAUAUAUAAUUUAUUGGUGGGUGCUGGCACUUACAUGUUUAGAAUCGAUGAUGAACGAGUAAUUGACGCUACAAGGGCUGGAAGCAUUGCUCAUCUGAUCAACCACUCUUGUGAACCAAAUUGCUACUCAAGAGUUAUAAGUGUCAAUGGAGAUGAACACAUAAUAAUCUUUGCAAAGAGGGACAUCAAGCGAUGGGAAGAACUUACAUAUGAUUAUAGGUUUUUUUCUAUUGAUGAACAACUAGCAUGUUACUGCGGCUUUCCAAGAUGUCGGGGUGUAGUCAAUGAUACGGAAGAGGAAGAACGAGUUUCAAAGCUACAUGUAUCGCGGACAGAUUUAGUAGAUUGGAGAGGGGAAUGAGGCAGAACUAUCAUGUAAAGUUAAUGGCAGCUCACCUUCAGCAUGACAUGUAGCAUUUUUGCGACGAGUUCUGGCUUCUCAACUCAGCAAUGUCUAAUCAGGCAAUUCUUUUUUUCCUUAAUCCCAUAUUUCCUAAUUGUACGAACACAACGUCUGACAGAUGUCGAGAUUAGCAGUCCAAAUUUACAAUAUUAGCAGAGCAUCAUAGGAAAGCUUAUUCUUAGUCUGGUUGACAUAUGGGUCCAAUGCCCUUGGUUUUGUAGAUUUGCCAUUAGUUGGGUAUCAAAUGCUUCCAUUGUUAACCAUUGAUUUUUUUUCCUUUGAGUUCAUUAACCAUUGAUCUUCUGUACAGAAUAUUCUGAAAGUAAUUGAAAAUAAUUGUUCUAAA